Messenger RNA from Trichoplax adhaerens, 1371 nucleotides. RefSeq lists its product as uncharacterized. Gene Ontology annotation, molecular function: RNA binding. NCBI's taxonomy places the organism in Eukaryota, Metazoa, Placozoa, Uniplacotomia, Trichoplacea, Trichoplacidae. Gene Ontology annotation, cellular component: ribonucleoprotein complex. The transcript is spliced from 11 exons. The record is from RefSeq and is a predicted model, not a curated record. The coding region runs from base 1 to 1371 and encodes 456 amino acids.
AUGGCAGCACCUGGUAACAGUAGUAAUGGACCGACAACAUCCGUCGAUAGCAAUGGAAAUGAUUCAUUACAAAUAACAAGCGCCGUAAAAGAUAAGGACGCAAUCAAAUUGUUUGUCGGUCAACUGCCACGCGACUGUACGGAAGAAGAUCUCCAUUCAUUAUUUGAUCAAUUUGGUCCGAUCUACGAGUUAGCUGUUAUCAAAGAUCGAACUACCAAACAACAUAAAGGAUGUGCUUUUGUAACAUAUUGUAAGAAAUCUAGUGCCGAAGCUGCUCAGUCAGCUUUCCAUGAAAAGAAAGUUUUAUCAGGAAUGCCAAGGCCAAUGCAAGUUAAGCCAGCGGACUGUGAAAAUCGAGAAGAAAGAAAAUUGUUCGUUGGAAUGUUGGGUAAAUUAGAUGAUGAAAAUGAAUUAAAAUCUAUGUUUUCACCCUAUGGUAGCAUUGAAGAAGUAACUAUUUUGAGAGCUAUAGACGGCUCUAGUAAAGGAUGUGGUUUUGUAAAAUUUUCGACUAAGUCUGAAGCUCAAGUAGCUAUUCAGAAUUUACAUGGUAGCCGUAAUAUGCCUGGUGCAUCUCAUCAGUUGGUAGUUAAAUUUGCUGAUACAGAAAAAGAUAAAUAUAUCAGAAAGAUGCAAAAAAAUGCAUCGAAUAAUCAUAUCGUAAAUUUCGGUCGACAAUAUGCAUCAUAUGCUCCGCAGUAUAAUAAUUAUGGAUCCUAUGGGCAGUUUGCCCUUCAACCAGCUAUGCAGCAACAAAAUAACUCCAAUCAAAAUUAUGGUGUACAUGUAGGAUUAAUGGGUCAAUAUACAGCUAAUCACCGACUUAAUGCUGGAAGUCAUUCGCAUAAUUCAACCUCAAUGUCUCACCCCCAAACUUCAGUUACUUUUCCUGCAACAACGACUCAAAACAACUCUAAUGUUGUUACCGGAUCUGCUGGUGCUGUUGGAUAUGGCUUCCCUGGGUAUCAAAUUAACAUUAACGGAUUGGUGGAUCAAAUUCAAUCUCCCUACAGUGUCAAAUAUUUGAUAGCCCAAUAUGCACCUUUCAAUCACAAUGCUGCUUCGGUUUCGGCGAGUACAGUAUCCCCUAAGGAAGGACCUGCUGGCUGUAAUUUAUUUAUUUACCAUUUGCCACCAGAGUUCACAGAUUAUGACCUCCAUAAUAUUUUUGCACCUUAUGGUAAUGUGGUUAGUGCGAAGGUGUAUAUUAAUAAAAUAACGAAGCAAAGUAAAUGUUUUGGCUUUGUAAGCUAUGACAAUGCUUCGUCUGCCCAUCAUGCAAUUUCUACAUUAAACGGUAUGAUGGUCUAUGGAAAGAAAUUAAAAGUGGAAUACAAGAAGCCAAAAGAUGCAACCAAGUCUCAUAAAUAA